AUGCCAUCGUCGCAGCAGCAACCGAUCCUGUUCCGGAACGCUACCGUGAUCAGCGGCGAAGACUCGCCUACGCCUUAUCUCUCCGACGUCCUCGUGGACGUCUCUUCCGGUCUCAUCUCAUCUAUCGCUCCGUACAUCCCACCUCCGUCCCAAGCCCGAGUCAUCGAUGCGCGGGGCCAUAUCCUCUGUCCGGGAUUUAUAGACAUGCACGCGCAUUCGGAUCUCUACCUCCUUACCCAUCCGGAGCACUAUGCCAAGAUAUCCCAGGGAUGCACUACCGAAGUCAUAGGACAAGACGGAAUCUCGUACUACCCCACUCGACACGCGCACGAGAUGACCGCGAUAAGAGAACAGAUAGCGGGGUGGAAUGGGAAUCCGACGGAUGAUGAGUGCCGGACCACUCUGGCGGGCAAAGGGAUGUUUGAGUGGUCCUCUGUCGGCGAGUACCUCGAUACUCUCGACCGGAAUCGGACCGCUACCAACGUCGCGGUGCUUGUUCCGCAGGGCAACCUCCGGCUUUUGGCGUGCGGACCGCGCAAGACGGUAGCGAGCGACGAGGAGGUGAGGGAUCAGGUAGAAUUGCUGAGGGAGGCGAUGAACCAGGGUGCGGUAGGAAUGAGCAGUGGCUUGACGUAUACGCCCGGGAUGUACGCCUCGAAUUCGGAAUUGGCGGUCUUGUGCCAGACGCUCAAUGAUGAGUACCCCGGAGCGUACUAUGCCCCGCAUCAUCGGAGCUACGGACACAAAGCCAUGGAGAGCUAUGAAGAGAUGUUGGAUCUGUCGAGAACGACGGGAUGUCCGGUCCACCUGACCCACGCGACCCUAAACUUCCCCGAUAACGCCGGUCGAGCCCCAGAACUGCUCUCCCGGAUCCAAUCCGCCCGAUCCUCCGGGUGCGACAUCACGCUCGAUACCUACCCGUACUUGCCAGGCUGUACGACCCUCGCUUCGCUAUUACCGAGCUGGGCGUCUUCGGGCGGGCCGGCCGAGACACUGAAGCGGCUGGAAGAUCCGGAGCUGCGGGAGAAGAUACGCGUGGCGGUCGAAGUGGAGGGAUGCGAUGGGGGACAUGGGAUACCGACCAAUUGGGCAGUGAUCGAGGUCGGCUCUACUACCCAUCCCUCCCUUGCUGCCCAUUCAGGACGGACCGUUCAGGCCAUAGCCACUUCCCUCGGCCAGCCCACCAUCGAUGUCUUCUUCGAUAUCCUUACGAAAGAUCGCCUAGCCACCAGCUGCCUCAUGCAUAUCGGGAACGAGGAGAAUGUCCGGGCGAUGAUGAUGGACGAAAAGCACUGCUCAGGGAGCGAUGCUAUUCUCCACGGCGCUAAUACGCAUCCAAGGGCAUACGGCACAUUCCCCCGAUUCCUCGGAUACUAUGCGCGCAAACUCCAGCUGGAGGCUAUCCCGGAUAUGAUUGCUCACCUAACGUCUCGCCCGGCGAAGCGGAUCGGGGUGUACCCGCACCGCGGGGUUAUUGCAGUCGGGUCCGCAGCGGAUCUUGUGCUUUUUGAUCCAGAGGAGAUUGCGGAUAUGGCGACGUUUGAGAGGCCGAAAGAGAGGGCGAAAGGGAUACGGUUCGUGCUUGUCAAUGGCGAGGUGGCGAUGGAUGAGGGCGACUGUUUGGGGAUUCGAGCGGGCAAGACGCUGCGGAGAAGAGGAGAUGGGAGUGUGGGUUUGGUAUAG
Molecule: messenger RNA, 1683 nt
Organism: Dioszegia hungarica
Lineage: Eukaryota; Fungi; Basidiomycota; Tremellomycetes; Tremellales; Bulleribasidiaceae
Exons: 6
Coding region: 1-1683 (560 amino acids)
Molecular function (GO): hydrolase activity, acting on carbon-nitrogen (but not peptide) bonds
Source: RefSeq, a predicted model, not a curated record